AUGGCUCUCCGGCUGCAUCCUUCUGCAAACCUCGAUACGACGCCGCUUCACCUCCCCAUCGCAGCACCGCUACCCUCGCAGACCAACACGGACGCGGGCAUCAACGCCAGCAAGCGGCCACGACUCGUCGACAACAUCAUCACCGCCGAAUACCUCCAACACCAAGCACAGCAACAAGGCUUUUACGAGAACGGCUCCACGGUGGAUACGCAGCUACAAUAUCACCAGGGAGAAGAGCAACAACAGCCAGACUGGGCCGCGCUACAGUUGCAGCUAGACGCGCCGCAACAACAAGAGCAAGACCAGUUCCAACAGCUGCAACAGCUCCAGCACAGCCAGGAUAUCUACGCAGACGGUGUGGGAUUCCUGCUCCCCGAGCUGGUGUCAGAGGAAGUACAGUUCCUCUCGUCUCAUCUCAACCACCAGCCUCUCCAUCAUCCGGAGCAGCAACCGACACCACAUCUCAACCACCAGCACCUCCAACAUCCAGAGGAGCAACUGUCACCACCAAGUCCAGCACUGGCUUUCGAUCCCAGCCUCACCUUUCUCCCCGGCUCUCUUCCCAUGUCCUCUGUCGUCACCCUUCCUCCCGGUGCCUUUCAGCAGCAGCAGCAUCCUCCCGCCGUUCUCAUGCCUCCACCUCCUCCACCUCCUCCCCCUACCGCAAAGCCUCACGCCAACACCCCUCGCCCACCACGAGCUCCUCCCAAGACCAGCACAUCCGUCACCGCCGCCGCCGCCCUCUCCUCCUCCUCCGCCUCCGCCGCCCUCGCCUACGUCCACGCCUCAUCUUCGUCGUCCGCCGGUACCGGCGGGCCCUCAACCUGCACGCUCCGCAUCGGCGGCUACACCCUCGAAGAAGCCGGCAUCAAGCUUCCCCCCAACCUCUCCGACGCCGAGCGCCGCCGCCGUCUGCGCAUCAUUGCCGAGGAGCUCCACCACGAGGCCACGCACCCGCCCGUGCUCCCGCCCUCGCAGGUGCCCGAUCUGCCCGAGAAGCCGCCGCCCGUGCCGCUGCCCAAGAUUUUGCCGGGCAUGACGCACGCGCAGCGCGAGGCGACCAGCGCCGAGAUUCUGCGCCUCUCGCAGGCGCAAAAAAGGGCGGACCAGAGCCGCAAUAACCUCGCCGCCAAGAAAUCACGCAUGCUGCGGCUCGAGUGCCUGGACAACACCCGGCUGCAGCUCGAUGCAAAGAGCGCAGAGUGCAUAUGGCUGCGCGUGCAGAUUGUCGCGCUGUCGGGCGAGCCGCUUCCCCGACGGCCCAGCGAGGCCUGGGGCGGCUUCGACUAUGUGUACCGCGCGAGGAAGCGCCGCCGCCGCCGGCUUUUAACGCUGCUCGAGGACGAGUCCGAGGCCGCCGACGGGCCGCCAAUCAAGAUUGAGGAGGUGACGGAGGAGGAUGAGGAGGAGGAGGAUGAGCCAGACGUGGAGGGCAUUGUGCCGCGACGCGUCAAAGAGGCCAUUACGGAAGAGGUCCGCGCCAGGGUCGAGGCGCACAAGGACGCCGUGGAGGAGGAGAGUAGGCGCAAGACGAGCGCGAGUCGCACGGCGAAAAAGUCAGAGGCGGCCAGGGCAGAAGCGGCCAGGGCAGAGGCCGCGGCCAAGACGGACAAGGGAGGGAGGCAGCGCCGAGGCUCGGGAGGCGGGAAGCGCAAGCAGUGA
Messenger RNA from Beauveria bassiana ARSEF 2860, 1662 nucleotides. RefSeq lists its product as uncharacterized. The transcript has a single exon. Gene Ontology annotation, molecular function: microtubule binding; actin binding. Lineage: Eukaryota; Fungi; Ascomycota; Sordariomycetes; Hypocreales; Cordycipitaceae. Gene Ontology annotation, biological process: actin filament polymerization. The record is from RefSeq and is a predicted model, not a curated record. Bases 1 to 1662 code for a protein of 553 amino acids. Gene Ontology annotation, cellular component: cytoplasm; actin filament.